AUGCAGCCGCUCAUCGCUGCCAUGCAUAGAUUACGACAGGCUUUCUAUGCCGCCUUUAUCAAAUCUUUUCUGAAAACUAAAUCUAUCUUUGAGAUCAUUAUCAAGUUUUGGAUUGCGCCCUCAACUUUCCCCAAAGUCAAGGACGAAAAUGUCGACGCCAAAGACACCUCCCUGGCAAAAGUCAAGAAGUUUCUAGAUGAGGUCGAAGCUGCCUUUAGAGAUUCUACGAAGGAGGCCUCCUUAUUGGCGUUUUCCGAAGGGUUGAGAAAAGAGUUUGCUGAGAGCCUACUAGAAAAUCCACAAUGCAUGUUGCCUUCAUACAAUCAUCAACUUCCUAGCGGUCAUGAAUGUGGAACGUACUUAGCCCUAGAUGUUGGGGGCUCGACUUUUCGGGUAGCCUUGAUUAAACUCGCAGGAAAAGAGUGCAAGGGGAAGGAGAUUGAGAUUGUUGAAUUAAAGUCUUUCAAGAUCAAGAAUGUGGAGAGGCAGCUGGUUGGUGUAGAAUUCUUCGAUUGGAUGGCAGAUCGAAUUCUGGACACUCUUUCUGGGGAGAAGGAACGAUACGAGAUGUCGGAGACACCUUUAUCUGUGGGACUGUCCUGGUCCUUUCCUAUUGAUCAAACAUCACUCAAGGGCGGUCUUCUUAUGGGGAUGGGAAAGGGCUUUUGUGCUGCUGAUGGGCUGGUCGGGAGAGAUCUGGGUGGCCUUAUCGAAGAUUCUUGCUUUAAAAAAGGUCUUAACGUUCAGCUGAACGCCAUUGUGAACGAUUCUUCGGCAACAUUACUCUCCAAAGCAUAUAUGGACCCUACAACUCGUUUCGCACUAAUAUUAGGAACUGGGUUGAACGCUGCGGCUCAUCUUCCUGUCCACAUCUUUUCACAGCCCAAAUUUGGCAUUCGACCUGCAUCCUGGCAUGAUUGCGCUAAGCAUGUUAUUGUCAACACAGAACUGUCGAUGUUCGGUGGUAAAUUCCUUCCAUACACGAAAUGGGAUAAACAAUUGAGAGAAAACCACCCUCUACCAGACUUUCAGCCAUUCGAACAUUUUGCGAGUGGCGGAUAUAUUGGUGAGAUCGUGCGUUUGAUGUUGAUAGAUGGGAUUCAGAGCGCAGGACUAUUUGGGGGAGUAGUGCCAGCAAAUUUGAGGGAAAAGUACUCUUUAGAGACCGAAACUCUCUCAUAUAUUGAAGACGAUAAAACUCCCCAACUUACCACCGCAAUUGAAGUGUUCACCAACCGUCAUCCCUCCCCUCAUAUUCCCACCAUAGCCGAUUUACGAGCUCUACGAUUGAUAGCUUCCCGCGUAACUCUACGCUCUAGCGGCCUCAUCGCUGCUGGCGUCCACGCUCUCUGGCACAUGCGUAAUACGUCCGAAUCAAUCUCACCCUCAGAUUCUGCCCACACGGUCAUUGCCUAUAAUGGAUCUGUGUUGGAAAAUUAUCCCGGAUUUCGCAAAAAUACUCAAAAGUACAUCGAUAGGUUGAUCGAAGCGAGUGGUGCGAAAAACGGGACCGUGGAGCUGGUGUAUGCAGAAGAAAGCUCGCUGUUGGGAGCGGCGGUGGCGGUUGCUUGUUGCAAUGCUUGA
Messenger RNA from Sclerotinia sclerotiorum 1980 UF-70, 1584 nucleotides. RefSeq lists its product as hypothetical. Gene Ontology annotation, cellular component: mitochondrion; cytosol. Gene Ontology annotation, molecular function: D-glucose binding; ATP binding; fructokinase activity. Gene Ontology annotation, biological process: glycolytic process; intracellular glucose homeostasis; glucose 6-phosphate metabolic process. The record is from RefSeq and is a predicted model, not a curated record. The transcript has 3 exons. Bases 1 to 1584 code for a protein of 527 amino acids. NCBI's taxonomy places the organism in Eukaryota, Fungi, Ascomycota, Leotiomycetes, Helotiales, Sclerotiniaceae.